AUGGAAUACAAAACUCUAGACCUCGUUCUCAUCUCUGCAAAAGGACUUAAGAAUGUCAAACUUAUCAACGAAAUGGAUGUUUACGCGGUGGCUUUCAUCUCCGGCAGGGCUCCAAAGCUUAGUACCACUGUUAACAAGGGAGGAGGUCCGAAUCCCAUGUGGAAUUUCCCCAUGAGGUUUACGGUCGAUGAAGCCUCCGUACUUCAAAAUGAUCUGGCGCUUGUCGUCAAGAUCAAGGCCUCAGGGAUGCUCUUCCAUAGGGAUUUGGGGGAAGUCCGUGUGCUCAUAAAAGACCUCAUGGAAACCCAAGGGGAGAUGCAGGUCGUUAGUUAUCAGGUGAGAAAGCGGUCAGGGAAGCCGAAAGGGUACCUCAGUUUUUCGUUUAUAUUCAGUCAGGCGGAGGAGUCCAUGAUGGCUUGUGUUCCUGGGAUGGUGGUUGGAUCGAGCUCCACGUAUCCAGCGCCAUAUGUGGACCCUCUUCAGCCACAGGCUGGAUACGCCUAUGACCACCACCAGCAACAACCGGGGUAUGCUUAUUGCCCGCCUCCACCACCACCAGGGUACGAAUGGUACCCUCCACAACAGCCUCCGAAGAAGAGAAGUUCUGGUUCGGGGUUGGCAGCCGGUUUGUUAGGAGCAUUGGGUGGAAUGUUGAUCGGUAGUAUAGUGUCAGGUGCUGUCGGUGGUGGUGGGUGUGGUGGAGGUUGUGGUGGCGGCUGUGGUGGUGGUUGCGGUGGCGGCUGUGGUGGUGGUUGCGGUGGCGGUUGUGGUGGCGGUUGCGGCGGCUGA
Messenger RNA from Cynara cardunculus var. scolymus (artichoke), 789 nucleotides. RefSeq names its product protein SRC2-like. The record is from RefSeq and is a predicted model, not a curated record. NCBI's taxonomy places the organism in Eukaryota, Viridiplantae, Streptophyta, Magnoliopsida, Asterales, Asteraceae. Gene Ontology annotation, biological process: defense response. Bases 1 to 789 code for a protein of 262 amino acids. The transcript has a single exon.